CCACUCGGCUUUUCUUGUAACGCCAGCUGCCUACUAGGAGUAGUACCUUGAAAGCAAUACUGAAAGCCCCCGAGCCAAAGUCAGCCAUGUCGAGCAAGAUCACCUACGAGCGCGUUCCUGCCCAAGACGUCCCGGAAGAUGCGGAACAUACCCCAGCUGAGCAUGACGGUUCACCGCUGCUAGUUUCGGACCUGGAUCAACGGUUACAAAACAGACGAUACUCAACGGCGUGCUGGCUUAUCACGCUCGUGCUUGUGGCCGCCGCCGCAGCCCUGGUAUCAGGAACUGCGGGCUUCACAUGGGGACGACGCGUCGAGAGGGACCGUGCUGAGUCGGACUGGUUUUCGCCGCCUGGACGCAUCGACCACGUUUUCAAAUACCGGUGGCAGUUUUCAGCGAGACCCAGCAACAAUGAGUCGCAGAUCUGGUGGGAUAAGGUGUUUCCACGAGGUCGGGGGUUCAUCCAACACCCCGAGAUUUCCCCCGUACCCCAUGGCCUUGCCGUAUUCCACCAGCUUCACUGCCUUGACGCCAUUCGUCAUGGGUACUAUGCGGCUGUAGAUGGAACUGAGCCGGCCCAUUUUGCAAAGCCCGGCCACAUCCGUCACUGCAUCGACUACCUCCGGCAGUCCAUCAUGUGUAACGCCGACACCAACCUUGAGCCCAUCGACCCCGACCUUGACGGCGUUACUGGGUGGGGCUUCCCAAGAAAGUGCCGGGAUAUCGUGCGGCUCAUCGGCUGGGCCCAGAAGUGGAGGACGCAUAAUCAAACCGGCCAUCACUGAGCAGUGAGCAGUU
Messenger RNA from Chaetomium fimeti, 798 nucleotides. RefSeq lists its product as uncharacterized. Bases 87 to 785 code for a protein of 232 amino acids. Gene Ontology annotation, biological process: mycotoxin biosynthetic process. The transcript has 4 exons. The record is from RefSeq and is a predicted model, not a curated record. NCBI's taxonomy places the organism in Eukaryota, Fungi, Ascomycota, Sordariomycetes, Sordariales, Chaetomiaceae.